Messenger RNA from Anneissia japonica, 1096 nucleotides. Its product is annotated as NADH dehydrogenase [ubiquinone] 1 alpha subcomplex subunit 11-like. NCBI's taxonomy places the organism in Eukaryota, Metazoa, Echinodermata, Crinoidea, Comatulida, Comatulidae. The transcript has 4 exons. Gene Ontology annotation, biological process: mitochondrial respiratory chain complex I assembly. The record is from RefSeq and is a predicted model, not a curated record. The coding region runs from base 83 to 562 and encodes 159 amino acids.
UUCUGCACUGCGCAUUGAAUCUUAAAAACGGGACUUAGCCGAGGGCCUAGCUAGGUCUUUAUUUCUAAAAAAAUAAGGCAUCAUGGAUCUCACGGAUCUCUAUGGCAAUCCAGUCGAUUUCACGAAGCUAAGAGAUAAUACAGAAUUUAUGCGAUUCAAGAAUUUUGUAGAUUUACCAGCUACAAAUGGUCUGUAUAAUACCGUGAGAAUGACUGGAGGCAUGGGUACCUAUGGAGUGUUAAUUGGUAUCUGGACACUUGGUUUGAAACGUCCAAAAACUGCAAAAGUUGCUCUUCAGCGAGUGGCAACGACUUCUGCUUCUUGUGCUGCCCUUGGAGCUGUAUUUGCAGCAUCUACAUCAGUAGCUGCAGGAAUCCGUGGCAAAGAUACUCCCUUGAACUAUGCCAUUGGUGGCGCCUCAGCUGGUUUUGUAACCGGAAUCUUAUUUAGAAGUUUCGCAGUAGGGAAUGGAAUGGCUGCUGUGUUUGCUGGUUCAGCCGCACUUGCCAAGCAUUGGAUUAUGGAAGGCUAUCCAGUUGGCUAUGAAAAGCCACAGUUUUGACAAAAAAAUAUAUAGAGUAUAUGACAUGAAUUGCUGUGUUUUGCAUGUCAACAGUAUUUGGGAUUUUAUAAUUCAAGCCAGGAAGUAAUAUAACAUUGGAAAGUUAGUUGGAAGGAUAAUUUACAAUAAUAAAUUUUCAGUUGUCAUCAAGAGAAAGCAAAGCUGCAAGACAUUAUUGUCCAGAAUUGGCCAACCACUCAUCAUAUUUUAACAUUUCUCUGGACUUCACCACUUACAAUGAAAGUUCUGCUGAAUGUUAUAAUAGAAAUGGAAUAUAGUAAAUGAUUUCAGUAUUUAGUGGCCAUGAUUUGUAAAUAAAAUUUGUCACAAUACUGUGCUGGAUAUAUGUUUAUGGAGAAAAAUGUUGGUUUUUAUUGUUAAGAAUGGUUUGGAGGGGACAUUUUUAUUUUUUUGCGCAUAACAUGUAUACUCUAAACUAAAACACAUAAUUACCAUCAGAAUGUCUUAUUGUAAGAUCAUAAAGACUACUGAUCCUGACUAGAGAAGAAAAUUAAUAGAAUGUGUUGAGAAUGA